UCUGAUCUCUCCUCUCUUCAAAGCUCAGUCCCUCCCUCACCGUCAGGUGCCCCAAGGCCCCCAACACAAAGAUUCCCCCGAAAUUCUCUCCUCUAAUCCCAUUGGUUGCUUAUUUUUGUUUCCCAAAAUUCCUAAUAUUAAAGAGGGAAAAAUUAAAAAGGGAAAAACACAGGUCUCCUUCGUUCUCUGGAGUUCAACAACACUCAGAGUGACUUUCUCCAGUUUUACACGAGGGAUUUCUGUUUCUACUUUAGGGUUUUGAUAUUUUUCCGGAUGGCAUUUUCGUAAAUAAUGGCGGCGAGUUCCGGAGGCUUCGCGGCUCAGUUCGAUUUCAAGCUCGGUGGAGGAGGAGGACAGGGAAUCGUCGUCGGAGAUGGAUUUCCGGGGGCGCAUGGUCUCGGAUUGGAGGUGAGGAAGCGGUGGUGGUGGAGGAGGAGGGUGCGUGAGCGUGACCGGGUCGUAGGACCGUGUCGGAUCAGCUGCUGCUGCUCCGACCCGGUUGUCCCGAUCCGGAGAGCCAACGGGCCGGUCAAGCGCGUGGAGAAGCGCGAGGAAUGGCGGUUCGACCCCAAGAGAAGGCCUCACAGAGCCCGAAUCCAAGCCUCCCCUUCAACGCCUUUCGCUUCUUCUCAAUCGCGCUUUAUCUCGAAACAAGAAAAGAAGUUCUAUCCUCGCUGUACCCCGAGAAAUUCCGGUCCGCAAUCCCGUGACACGCCUCCGAGAAGAGACACUGGGAUUGCGAAUGAGAACGAGUGGGGCAUCAGCUUAUUGAAUGAGAAUGUUAAUGAGUCUGGUACAAAUGAAGAUGGGAGUUCUUGGUAUCGAGAAAGUGGGGAAGACUUGGGCGAAAAUGGAUACAGAUGUAGGUGGACAAGGAUGGGUGGUCAAUCAAAUGAUGGUUCCUCAGAGUGGAAAGAAACGUGGUGGGAGAAAAGUGACUGGACUGGAUACAAAGAGCUAGGUGUGGAGAAAUCUGGUAGAAAUGCUGAAGGGGAUUCAUGGUGGGAAACAUGGCAGGAAAAUCUUCAACAAGAUGAAUGGAGUAAUUUAGCAAGGAUAGAGAGGAGUGCACAGAAACAAGCAAAAUCUGGCACUGAAAAUGCUGGAUGGUACGAGAAGUGGUGGGAGAAAUACGAUGCUAAAGGCUGGACUGAGAAAGGGGCACAUAAAUAUGGUAGACUGAAUGAACAGUCCUGGUGGGAGAAGUGGGGAGAGCAUUAUGAUGGAAGAGGAUCUGUUCUCAAAUGGACAGAUAAAUGGGCUGAGACUGAACUUGGCACCAAAUGGGGAGACAAGUGGGAGGAGAAGUUCUUUGCUGGCAUAGGUUCACGGCAAGGGGAGACCUGGCAUGUAUCUCCCAGUGGUGAACGUUGGUCGAGAACAUGGGGGGAAGAACACUUCGGAAAUGGCAAAGUGCAUAAAUACGGGAAGAGCACAACAGGUGAAAGCUGGGAUAUUGUUGUGGACGAGGAAACCUAUUAUGAGGCUGAACCUCAUUAUGGUUGGGCGGAUGUCGUGGGUGACUCGAACCAGUUGCUUUCAAUUAACCCUCGGGAGAGGCCACCUGGUGUCUACCCAAAUCUUGACUUUGGGUCAUCUCCACCACCUCCACCUGAUGAUGACUCAUCAGAAGAAUUGCCUCCUUCACAAUGAAGGGCCGAUUUUUGGGCUGAGACUUUAGGUAGGUGGGUUAUUGAUUCAAGUCCAAUUAUAUUGUUUGAAACUCUUGUAACAGAAUAUUGCGAGUUACCCCUGUCAAUUAAUUCAUUCUUUUGAUUGUUAA
This is a messenger RNA of Corylus avellana, 1783 nucleotides long. Its product is annotated as inactive purple acid phosphatase-like protein. Gene Ontology annotation, molecular function: starch binding. The record is from RefSeq and is a predicted model, not a curated record. NCBI's taxonomy places the organism in Eukaryota, Viridiplantae, Streptophyta, Magnoliopsida, Fagales, Betulaceae. Gene Ontology annotation, biological process: regulation of starch metabolic process; starch metabolic process. Gene Ontology annotation, cellular component: starch grain; chloroplast stroma.